AUGAUACCAUUCGGUAGAUAUCAAACAUUUUUGGCUGCUCUAUAUUUCGCAAAUUUUAUUACAAACUCUUUUCUUUGCUACAACUAUUCAUAUUUACUUAUUCUACCUCAAUAUAAAUGCCUAAAUCAGACUACUAACAUGUAUGAGAGUUGUGAAAAUGAGUAUAUAUGCCAGACUCUGAAUUAGUAAUAAAGAGGAAAGCUCUGGUUUGUUAAUUAUCAAGAUAUGUUGAGUAUGGAUAAUUGGAUUGAUAGGCUGUAAAUGCAUUGUAGUGAAGGAUACUUGAUUGGACUUUUUGGAUCGAUGGAAUUCUUUGGAACAUCCAUUGCUGCUUUGAUAUUCCCUCCUCUAGCAGACACUUAUGGAAGGAAAUAUUUUUCUUAUGUCUCUAUGUGGCUCACUGUCCUUGUUAUGCUUAUACUAUUAAUAUUUAGAAACAAUCAUAUUUAUUAUGUCGCGUUGACUCUAAACGGUGUAUGCAUAGGACUAAAAUAGUUUAUAUUCUAUACCCACAUUAUGGAAUUUAUGGGACAUAAGACAAGUUUUGUGAGCGGUCUAUUUUUCUUUGUUGACGGAGCAGUCUUCACAGUAUCUCCUCUUAUACUUUAUUUCAUUACUAGAAACACAUAGAUUUUUGUAUAUAUUGGCCUAACUCUGAGUGUUGUUACUAUUUUCAUUUCGCAUACUUACCUGAAGAUACCCGAGUCUAUUAAAUUUAAUCUCAUUAAAAAUAACUACUAAGAAUUGAAUGAAGACAUUAGAAAUAUAAUGAGUUUCAAUAAUACCCCUGAAGAUAUCUAGAAGAAAGUUAUGAUUGAACUUUAAACAUACGAGGAUUAGCAGAUACUUACUAAACAAAAUGAAAUAGCAUUGAAAUACUAAUAAGAAGAUGAGGGUCUCCUUCAAUAAAAGAUAAUAAUUUCUUAGAAAUAACAUUAGAAUAAGAGUUUAUUGGGUACACUUCUUUCUACCAAGUAUGCAGUUUAUAACAUGAUCCUGAUCAGUGUAGGAUGGAUAACAGCUACAUUCAUAUUCUUUUUACUAGAUUUCUUUGUAAAGUAUUUACCCGGAAACAUAUAUAUCAAUCAGCUCGUAGCAUCUUUAUCAAUGUUUGGUUAUCUAAUUUCUGAUCCAGUUGCAGCCAUCUCAAACAAUAAGAUUAGCUUACUAGCAAGUUUUAUUGCUAGUUUAGUAGCAGUUCUAGUUAUGACAGGUGUACAUAACCUAAAUCAAUAUAUGUUUGCUAUUAUAUUUCUGAUUUAUUUCCAACCUAGCUUUUGUCUACAAGUUAUGGAAUUUGCAAUUUCGUUUGUAGAUUAUGCACUUUGCUGGCUCCUUAAUUAGCAGAAUUACAUAAUAAACUAAUACCCAUGUAUGUUAUGA
Stylonychia lemnae is the source of this 1383-nucleotide messenger RNA. The record is from the annotation of a GenBank genome assembly. Lineage: Eukaryota; Ciliophora; Spirotrichea; Sporadotrichida; Oxytrichidae.